Molecule: messenger RNA, 2011 nt
Organism: Triplophysa rosa
Lineage: Eukaryota; Metazoa; Chordata; Actinopteri; Cypriniformes; Nemacheilidae
Gene: opn9
Product: opsin 9
Biological process (GO): G protein-coupled receptor signaling pathway
Cellular component (GO): membrane
Molecular function (GO): G protein-coupled receptor activity
Source: RefSeq, a predicted model, not a curated record
GUUAGGGGUGUAAACAGACAGAGAUGAAGAGCGAGAGAGAGAGUAAUGGCAGUGGAUGUAGAGGAGGUCAAAGGGUAGGACUCGUGGGAGGGCUCCAAUCGUUCGGUGCGUUUCUGAAUACUGAUGGUCCAUUGCCGGACUGACCAAAGAAAAAUUGAUUCACUCCUCCAGUAUAUACAAAGAGUAAAGGGAACAAAAGCGGCUUAUAAUUGAAAGCAAGCGCUUUACUUUGAGAUUAACCGACAGACUGACAAAGGGAGAUAGAAAAACACAGAAGAGGUGCACUGACAGAGAGAAAGCAGUUAAUGUCUCAGUGUGUGAAUAGCUCAUGGACGGGGUCUGUCUUUGUCCCAUCCUCUGUCCCUCAUGCUUUCCGCUCUCAUCUUACUUCAUCUGCUGACCUCAGCAUAGCUAUCGUCCUCAUCAUCACAGGUGUGGUGUCAGUGGUUGGGAAUGGACUGGUGUUGUUAGUUUAUGGUCAGAGGAGAAAAAAGCUCAGAGCCCAUGAGCUGAUGACAGUCAAUCUAGCUUUGUGUGAUUUUGGCUACAGCCUGUUAGGAGCGCCGUGUAUUAUUACCUCAAGUCUGUCUCAUGCAUGGAUUUUUGGAGAAGCAGGAUGUCUGUGGUACGGGUUCCAGGGAUUUGUUUUUGGGAUUGGAUCCCUCAUUACCACCAGCCUUAUUUCCCUCGACCGCUGUUUUAAGAUCUGUAGCUUUCAAUAUGGUCAGUGGCUUGAAAAAAGACACGCCUCUCUAUCAAUUUCUCUAGUGUGGCUCUAUACAGUAUUCUGGGCUUCUCUACCUGUCUUUGGCUUUGGUAGUUAUGGCCCUGAACCAUUUGGAAUCAGCUGCACCAUAAACUGGUGGAGGAUGAAGUCUUCUCUGAAUGACAGAGUCUAUAUUUUUCUGAUCCUGACACUCUGCUUUGGAGUUCCCACCCUCACCAUCAUCACCUCAUAUGCUGCCAUCAUCAUAAAGGUGUAUCGGUCUGGUCGCAUAUUGGCCUCAAUUCCUUCAUCCAAUGUCACUCACAGCAACAAAGAUAUUCGGCUGACAAAGAUAGCAGCAGUGGUGUGUUCCUCAUUUCUCAUCGCCUGGACUCCCUAUGCAAUUAUUUCUCUUUAUUCUGCUCUGACUGCCAAAGAGGAGCAUCCUGGAGAAGACGGGGGAACAGCCCUCUCAGCUGGAAUAUCAGAAACGGGGUACGAUCACGGUCGACAGCUUUCUGACGUCUUUGGUUUUCCUUUCCUCGUCAACUGGACCUCACCAGAACACUUUGGAGAUGCUUUUGGUACCUGGAGGAAUGUGACUCCCGGUCAAUCUCAGUCUUCAUUAGGACAUGGACCCAAAUCAGCGUUGGAUUCUGUACCUGGAGGAAUGGAUAAGUCACAUUAUGUUUCCAGCCUGAGUCCUGAGGUCACUCUGAUACCUACCAUUUUUGCAAAGUCACACUGCAUGAUAAACCCCUUCAUCUACCAGAUCAUGAACCGAGAUUUCAGAGAGGACAUUUAUGAUCUCCUGCGCUGGAGAGUGAAAGAUGAAGAGAGGAGGAGCUCAGAUGGAAGUGAUUCGGAGGGGCAUCGUGGGAGCAUCAGUCUUUCUUACAUUUACAGCUGGAAAAGGAGAAGCACAUCUACCAGUCAGGCACCCGGCGAGCGUGUGAAAAAAGAAUCUUCACGAAAGAGUAAAGGGAAGAGAGGGUCUUCUAAGGGGAAUGUCCCAGAUGGGUGGGCAUCCCUGGAGACUGUGACCUUAGACACACACUCCAAUCUGGAAAGAGAGAAAGGGAAUGAGGCAGAAAGAGAGAAGUAAAGUACAUGUAACAGUGAUGACAGUUCAUGCCAAACACCAUGUAGUUCAUUAUUCAGUUGGUUAACUCAUUUCCAUUUCCAGCAUUUGACAUAUGCUUUUAUCCAAAACGAAAACAAGUAAAUCUAUUUUUUUAGCAUAACUAACAAAUGUAUGUUACGUUUGUAGUAGGAAAAGUUAAUCUCAACAUCAAAAUUGUGUUA